Apodemus sylvaticus (European woodmouse) is the source of this 2784-nucleotide messenger RNA. RefSeq names its product TATA-box binding protein associated factor 8 (gene Taf8). The transcript is spliced from 9 exons. Bases 70 to 1110 code for a protein of 346 amino acids. The record is from RefSeq and is a predicted model, not a curated record. NCBI's taxonomy places the organism in Eukaryota, Metazoa, Chordata, Mammalia, Rodentia, Muridae. Gene Ontology annotation, cellular component: transcription factor TFIID complex. Gene Ontology annotation, biological process: transcription initiation at RNA polymerase II promoter. Gene Ontology annotation, molecular function: protein heterodimerization activity.
CGCCACCUCCCACCCCACAACUACAAGUCCCAUCGUGCCCCGCGCUCACGCACACUACGCGAGAGCAAGAUGGCUGACACGGCGGCCGGGCCUAGUGGCUCCGGAACGAGACCAGGAAAUAAGCAGUCCACGAACCCCGCUGACAACUACCAUCUGGCCCGGAGGAGGACCCUGCAAGUGGUCGUGAGCUCCCUGCUGACAGAGGCUGGCUUUGAGAGUGCUGAGAAGGCAUCUGUGGAGACGCUGACUGAGAUGCUUCAGAGCUACAUCUCAGAAAUCGGGAGAAGCGCCAAGUCCUACUGCGAGCACACAGCCAGGACCCAGCCCACGCUGUCGGACAUCGUGGUCACACUGGUUGAGAUGGGCUUCAAUGUUGACACUCUACCUGCUUAUGCUAAACGGUCCCAGAGGAUGGUCAUCACUGCACCUCCUGUGACCAAUCAGCCAGUGACGCCCAAGGCCCUCACUGCAGGGCAGAACCGACCCCACCCGCCACACAUCCCCAGCCAUUUUCCAGAGUUUCCGGAUCCCCACACCUACAUCAAAACUCCGACCUACCGAGAGCCAGUGUCCGACUACCAGGUCCUGCGGGAGAAGGCCGCAUCUCAGAGGCGAGACGUGGAGCGAGCACUCACGCGCUUCAUGGCCAAGACGGGCGAGACCCAGAGCCUUUUCAAGGAUGACGUCAGCACAUUCCCCCUGAUUGCUGCCAGACCUUUCACCAUCCCCUACCUCACGGCCUUGCUUCCCUCCGAGCUGGAGAUACAGCAGAUGGAAGAGACCGACUCCUCGGAGCAGGAUGAGCAAACAGAUACAGAGAACAUCGCUCUUCAUAUCAGCACGAGCCAGCCACCGCCCAGGUCUCAUCGAGGCGGGCAGAGAUGGCAGCCCUGGAAGACGGUGCUCCCGUCUUUUCGUGAGGCGGUCCUCGUCCUGGGCACAGUCUCCUUCCUCACGCCACUGCUGUUCUGCUUUAUUCCGGCUUUUGCUCAAAGGACGAUUCUGGAGCUGAGAAGGAGAACGCUUCUGUGCUGCAGCAGGGCUCCUCCUUGUCCGGCAGCCGGAAUGGGGAGGACAGCAUCAUCGAUAACCCCUAUCUGCGGCCUGUGAAGAAGCCCAAGGUCCGGAGGAAGAAGUCCCUCUCGUGACCUGAGGAGGAAGCUGCCCCGUAAAGGAGAGGACACGCUUUCCUGGGGAGUGAAAUCUCAGCGGGAAGAGGAGGGUGGUGUCCUGGCCAUGUCCAGGCUGUGUCAUUUUAGUAGCAGCUUCGCCUGAAGACAGCCUGUUGUGCUUGAGUGUGGGUGGAGGAAACCAUGGUGACAUACAGGACAGUUCCAUCCCUUGGCCAUGCUUUGCAGCAGGGCCUGGACUGCUGGGGACUCCUCUGAUGAAUCAUGGGACUUGAUUCCUUUGGAACCUGGAGGGCCGGGGAAGAGCAGAAGGAGGAAGGUCUACAGUUCUGCCCUGCCGAGGAGGCGGCCAAGUGCGUCUCCCAGGCUCUUGGGUUCCUCUCGCUGAUGUACAAACCCAGACCCAAGACCCCUGCUGAGUGGAUGCAAAGUGACUUGUGUUGGAAACAGGCCCACAGCUCAUCUUUGAUUUGGGGCUGCCAGGAGCUAAGAGCACAGGUGUCAACAUCAGUGACAGUGGGCACAGGUAGCCUUGAUCUCUGACCAGCACUGGAUUAACUCUGACCACGGUGGGGUCAGACACCCUUCUGGGAAAGCGGGUCUGAGCGGAGCCUGGGCUCAUGAAGAGGCCUUAGCAGGUAGGAGAGGCCGAAGCUUGGUUGAGAACUCCAGCUCUGCUAGAAAGCUCUGUACCUGCCUGCUGGAGGGAGGGGCCGAGGACCCUGCUGAGACCCGAAUCCGCACACCUCCACCCCUGGAGGGAAGCCCCCACCCACGCUUUCUCCUAGUCACGAGUUCAAGGCUGGCAGGGACGUGGAGAUGGACAUGGAUAGGGUGCUCCUUGGGUCGGAAUGCCGCCUCCGUCCUGGGCCGGCCGCUGCUGCUCCUUCAGUCUUGCUCGCUCUUUCCCUCUCCACCCCAUGUUUCAAAGACGGGCUUUUUCUGUAGCCCAAGCUAUCCCAGGCUCAGUUCCCCUGCCACCUGCUGCAGGUCCAGGUGAAGGCCACCAUGCAUGGCUUCCAGUCAGCUGGUAAAGGGCCCACCUUCCUGCUGAUCUCUGGGGUCUUUGGUCCCCUUGCCUGGAGGAAAAGAGCUUUGUGUCUGUAAUCACAAGAAUCCAGACACAGAAAUGGACAAGAAAUGGUGAGACAAUGAGAUUUCUCAGCUCCGGACUAAACAAGAAUAUUUCCAUCAUGACUCAAAACUUGUCGGUCAGGACAGGAAGACUGACCUGUGUGGCUCCCGAGAACUUGUGAGAUCCUUGGCGACUCUGGGCCAGUCAGCUGAAAUUCAGUCCAGGUCAGGAGGCAUCACACCUUGCUGUCCCGAUUACAUCUGUAAUUCCUGCACCAUUAUCACUGUCGGAGGCUAAUGCCUGUUGAGAAUACUGUGCGAGCUGGGGGUGGGAGGGGCUCAUGCCAGCGACUUCAGAACUGUGCCACUGUCUUUCUCUAGGAAGAGAGAUGCUUGGACAUGGACCCGGGUGGUGUUGUGUUGAAGCAUAUAAUUCUCAGUGUGUGUAUAUAUUUAUAUAUUUCUAUUUUUUAUAAUUGGGGGUGUCUUAUUGAAAUGAGAAAUAAAGUGUGAUUUAUGAAAGGGAUGCAAUAAAAAUUCAUAAUAAAAACUUUGUAAAUGAAUCAGACAUAGGGCUGUA